GUGUUUGGUGAUGAUAUCUUGAAUUGUGAAUCUUGAAUCUUCAAUGCUUCAAUUCAUUCAAUAAAGUACCAUUGGCUACAAUAAUUUGAUUCUUUCCUACCAUCGACAUCGUCAAUUCCACUCUUCAAAGGCAUAUUUGCCUUGCAUUUUAUCUAAAAUGCAUUUCCUUAAGACGCUGGUAGUCUCCUUGCUACCUAUAGCUGCUCUAGGUGCCAAAAAACCCGCGGUCGAUAACUUUGAACGAUACCAUACCAAAUCUCUCUCUUCUACUCCAUUGAAGCUCGACGAUAAUGUAUAUGCCAAAUUGACCACUGCUCCAAGGGACUACUCUCUAGCCGUGUUGUUGACGGCUUCGGAAACUAGAUUCGGAUGCCAAUUAUGUCGUGAAUUCCAACCAGAGUGGGAUCUAUUGUCAAAGGGUUGGACAAAAGGGGAUAAGCAAGGGGAAUCCCGCUUGCUCUUCGGGACGCUUGACUUUAUGGAUGGCAAAGCCACUUUCCAAUCUGUACGUUCGGCGCUGCAAAUCUACCCAGUUUAUCAACACUAAUCUUGAGAUAGCUUAAUCUGCAAACCGCUCCCGUACUUCUACUCUUUCUACCUACCGUUGGCCCUCAUGCCUCGACAAUCAAUGGCCCCGUCAGAUUUGAUUUUACAAAGGGUUCCCAAAGCGCCGAAAGUAUCCACUCCUGGAUUGCUAAAUAUCUUACUGAUCGACCACAUCCUCCCGUUAAACGACCCAUCAACUGGAUUCGUGUUAUCGCUGUUACCACUUCCAUAUUGGGAACGUUAACCUUCAUCAGUGUUGCAUGGCCAUAUGUUCUGCCCAUUGUUCAAAAUCGAAAUGUUUGGGCCGCAGUCAGCUUGAUUUCCAUCCUUUUAUUCACCAGUGGCCAUAUGUUCAACCAUAUUCGCAAGGUUCCAUACGUCGCCGGUGAUGGACGUGGUGGUGUCAGCUACUUUGCUGGAGGAUUCUCAAAUCAAUAUGGUUUGGAAACACAAAUCAUUGCUGCUAUAUGUAAGUACUCUAUUUAUGAUGCCUACUGCUUUCUACUGCAAUAACUGACAGAAUCGAUUAGAUGGAUUUCUAUCCUUUGCAACAAUUUCUUUAGCUCUUAAAGUUCCCCGCAUUGCAGAUCCAAAGAUUCAGCAAGUCGCGGUUCUCGUAUGGAGUGGAGUCAUCUUCCUUAUGUACGGCUUUUUGCUCAGCGUUUUCCGUAUCAAGAACGGUGGAUAUCCAUUCUGGCUCCCACCUUUCAGCUGAGUGGUAUAGCUAAGACGAGUCUCUGUUAAAGGACUAAAGAGAUAUACAUGUAUCAUAUACUAGCCCUCUUGAUGUAGUCGGCUUUACAUACUGAAAAGCGAAUCUUCCAUUUCUUUGGCCCAAUGCUUGGCCUCAAAUAAAAUUAUCACAAGAGCUGAACGUUUCAUAUAGCAUAAAUCUUUCACUUUAUGGUAGUCAAUCUACGGCGAAUAGCAUUUUCGUGUGCUACUCUACAGGUCAAAAAUUAUC
Sclerotinia trifoliorum is the source of this 1510-nucleotide messenger RNA. The record is from the annotation of a GenBank genome assembly. Lineage: Eukaryota; Fungi; Ascomycota; Leotiomycetes; Helotiales; Sclerotiniaceae.